Messenger RNA from Helianthus annuus (common sunflower), 387 nucleotides. RefSeq lists its product as uncharacterized. The record is from RefSeq and is a predicted model, not a curated record. Bases 1 to 387 code for a protein of 128 amino acids. The transcript has a single exon. Lineage: Eukaryota; Viridiplantae; Streptophyta; Magnoliopsida; Asterales; Asteraceae.
AUGGUUCUCCAUUCUACUGAAAGACAAGGCCGCGACGGUAGUGGUGGCGGCAGCGGUGGUUCAUCUAUAGUUCUCUUGCAAGAAAGAUUUAGGCAGCUUCAAAGAAUGAGAGAGAAGAGACAAGAGAUGGAGCUUUUAAAGCUGUUCCCUGAGCAUGGAACCACGAGUCGAAGCGGUCAAACUAACCGUUAUGAGCCACCAGUUCGAUCGUUGGUGCACCCUGAGAUGAUGAAAACAAGACCAUGUUCUCAAGACUCGGUCUCUCUUGGACUUGAUUUAUCCACCAAGCAAGCAGAACCACAAAAACCUGCAAAAAACACACAAUUUAUGGACUUUUGGAAAGUAGAUUCAAAUAAACAUGAAGUUGAUACUUCACUUCAUCUAUAG